GGAGAGAGCGCAGAGGAGGCGCGCGAAGGCUCAACGCCCAGGCUGUGCGACCGACCCCCGCUCGCAGGAGACGAGCCCCGGCCGUGGGGGUGCGCGGGCGGUGCGCGGCGCGCGCGGUCCGAGGGCAGGUCCGGGGGCUCGCGUGCCCCUGUCCGCAGCCGCCCGCGAUGAGCGAGGCGAGCCGCGUGUGCUCGGGCUACUACAGCCUCAACCACAGCUUCGUGGAGCCCUUCGAGUGCCCCCGGAGCGGCGAGGGGGCCGCCCUGCUCUACUGCUGCGGCUUCGCCGACCUCAAGUACUGCUGCAGCGAGCCGGGCAGCUACUUCCCCUACAAGCACAGCUAUAUGUGGAGCCUCAGCAUCGGUGCCCUGGUUGGAUUGGGAACUGCUGCCCUUGUUCUGCUUGCCUUUGUCGUCAGCGUCUGUGUCCUUUGCUACCUAUUUCUGUCUACAAAGCCUCAAAAGUUAGACACUGGCCUUAAACUUCAACACCUCGAGGCUUCUUCCACUCGAGAAGGCAACUCAAACAGGAAAACCAAAGCCCCCAAUUCAAACGCAGCAUCAAAUUCAACAAUUGAAACAUCCUAUGAAGCUGAUGAUAUAAUUCAAGAUCCAAAAAUGGAUACAACACAAAUCAAAACUGUGUAUUACUAA
This is a messenger RNA of Ailuropoda melanoleuca (giant panda), 653 nucleotides long. RefSeq names its product shisa like 2B (gene SHISAL2B). The transcript is spliced from 3 exons. The record is from RefSeq and is a predicted model, not a curated record. Bases 168 to 653 code for a protein of 161 amino acids. Lineage: Eukaryota; Metazoa; Chordata; Mammalia; Carnivora; Ursidae.